Messenger RNA from Racocetra persica, 217 nucleotides. The record is from the annotation of a GenBank genome assembly. NCBI's taxonomy places the organism in Eukaryota, Fungi, Glomeromycota, Glomeromycetes, Diversisporales, Gigasporaceae.
GCAUGAAGAUUUAGUCCCAUUGGUGCAAGGUUUAAAUCCAAUAAAUGAAUUCGACGAAGAAGAUAAACCAAUAGAAGAAAAUAAGUUUAGUGAAUUGGAGGAACAAACAGAGAAUGAUGAUGAACAAUCAAAUGAUGAAACUGACAAUGAGCUUAUAGAAGUGCUUCAAGAAUAUGAGGAAGAUGAGGCCAAUAUUAGUGAUAUUGUUGCUGAAUGA